AUUUUGAAAAACCMAACCGGAAGUCCUCACAUCCACAGUCGUUUUCUUGACUCUCCGGUUGGUCAGCAGAGAAAAAGGGAUCCAGCGAGUAACGGGAGCAGAGCUGGCGUGGAAAUUAAAUUAAACUGGACAAAACACAGCAGAAGGCAUAAAAAACACACUUAAAGCAGGUCUGCUUGGAUUAGAUAAUCGAUGAAGAAGCCAACCAGGAUGAGCAUCUCUGCUUAAACAUCCCCACUUCCUCUUCCUUGUGUCUGGACGGAGAAAACCCACUUUAGAGCAGAAGCAUUGAGCCGGAGUCAUGGCGAACAUGUGCCCUUAUGGCCGUUUCACCCACGCCGUGGUGAGAGGCAUCCCAGAGACCUUUGGGAAAACAGCUGGAGAGGGCCGUGAGAACGGGGAGGUCACGGUGGACCAGGCCAAAGCCCAGCGUCAGUUCGGCUGCCUGACCGGGGCUCUGAGGCAGAAGGUGGGCCUGCAGCUGAUCGAAAUCCCCCCCGACCCCGAGCUGCCGGAGAGCUGGAGGGUGGAGGACGUGGCGGUGAUCCAGGGAGACACGGCGCUCAUCACCAGACCGUUCAAGCAGCAGAGACGCAGCGAGGCGGACGCGGUGAGGAGGGUGAUGUCAGAGCUCAACCUGACCGUGGUUGAGAUGGGCGACGAACAAGGCGACUCUGGCGGCGCCACGCUGGAGGGCAGCGACGUCCUGUUCACAGGGAGGGAGUUCUUCGUGGGGAUUUCCUCCCACACCAACCGCAGAGGAGCCGAGGUGCUGGCAGACACCUUCAGGAAAUCUGUCAUGAAGCGUUUGUCACCAACAGCCUGGAACCAGGYCGAUGUUUUGAAGUUCUUUAAACUCCUGGAGUUUAAAGCUCUUUCAGAGAAGUUGGAGGAAGUGAAAACUGAGGUUUCGUGUGUAUUAUUGUGUUGGUUUCAGAUGAUGGAGCAGCUGACCGAUCACCACUACGACGUUCUCACCGUCCCAGAGGAAUCUGCGGCUAGCUGCAUCUACGUUAAAGGCCCGUCCAAACGGGACUUCCUGCUGCACCGGCCCGCCGAGGAGUGUCCCGACAGCGUCUCUGCCUUCCAGAAGCUGCCGGACUACACCCUGCUGCCGACGGCCUGCAGCGAAGCAUCCAAGCUGGGAGCGUCUCUGUCCUCGCUCUGCCUGCUCAUCAACAGAAAGUACACAUAUUUCUGAGGACGCUGCCGCCGUCGCAUAAUCACGCAGCAUUUUAUGCUGGUGACUCAUUAGUCACGGCCCACAAAGUAAAAACAGUGUUUAAUAAUAAUGGUUUCAGGACACAGAGGUCUGUGGUGCAGCUGCUCCCCCUGCUGAAAGUUUAGCUACUYUCAGUUCCUGUCAUUUCAUUUUACAGUUAGAAAAAAAAAGAAGCUACGUUUCAGCAGGUUUGGCACAAGUGUGAAGAAACCCAGAUGGUUUAGUGAAUUUUUAUACUUGCAGUGUUAUAUUUUUAAUCAAGCACAAGAUCUAAACCACUUUAAAACAAAAACUGAAGCGAAUUAUAACUGUUUACAGAUUAAAUAAAGAGKAAAUUGAAGUACUCAAUUCAUCUUGAAACAUUUCAUCUUAAACUGUUUGACAGAAUAAGUUUAAUUUUCUAAUCACUGUCCUUUAAGGUGYACCUGUAAGACCUGAAAUAACUAAUCUGUAUUUCAAUUAUUACAAAGUUUAGUCUUAGUUUAGUGAAAUACACCCAGCUGCUCAAUGAAGGACGUUUUAACUAGAAUAUAAAUUUGUAGUUGUGGAAAUAAAAUCUAACUUUUACCCUGA
Molecule: messenger RNA, 1795 nt
Organism: Poecilia reticulata (guppy)
Lineage: Eukaryota; Metazoa; Chordata; Actinopteri; Cyprinodontiformes; Poeciliidae
Source: RefSeq, a predicted model, not a curated record